Molecule: messenger RNA, 2100 nt
Organism: Neoarius graeffei (lesser salmon catfish)
Lineage: Eukaryota; Metazoa; Chordata; Actinopteri; Siluriformes; Ariidae
Gene: ccdc32
Product: coiled-coil domain containing 32
Exons: 4
Coding region: 310-876 (188 amino acids)
Biological process (GO): cilium organization
Source: RefSeq, a predicted model, not a curated record
AAUAGGUCUUGGUUGUGUUUCUGUUUACCUAGGAAAGCCUGGCUGCGAGCUAAAAUGUUGUUUAUAUGUUGAAACGUUCAUUUAGCUAGCUGUAAUAUUUCUGAAUUAGGAGAGCAUUAACUACGUUUAAGCAUGAACUCCAUCCUCACCUUGACAAAACUGCAGCAGCAAUUUGUAACCAGUGUUCUAGCUUGAAUGAUUGAUUCAAGCCAAACCUCAAAUGAACUCGAUCUGAAACCACCUCACGUUGCUAGCUGUGGUUACUGAGUUGGUCAUUGUUUUUACGGCUAGGCUCAAUCUAGCAGAGACAUGAGUGAUGAGUCCAAAAGUUUCGAGACCCGGUCCAGCGGUGAUUUGUGGUCGGAGAUCUGCUCAGAUCUGCCAGAGCCACCUGACCACGGAGCUGCCGAAGAACACUUCACAGAUUCAUUCCAGCCUCAGUGUCCUGUAAGCAACCAGAGCAGCUUGACCUCUCCUAGCAACCUUACUUCUUCCAGUCAUUGGGAACCGAUGGCAGACUCUGCAGUCUAUAUUGCCAGCUUAGAGAACCGUUUGAAGAGGAUUAAAGGUCAGACGAAUGAAGUCACAUCAAGGGAAAUGUUGCGCUCCUUGUCCCAGGCCAAAAAGGAGUGCUGGGACAGGUUCCUCCAUGAUGCUCAGACUUCAGAGCUAUUCCAGGAAGGAGAGCUGGAUCAGAGUGCCUUGGAGCAGCUGAAGCGUUGGUUGUCUCCAGAGCGUGUAGCAAUCAGUGCAGAAGAGCUGGAGUACCUCCUCUUGCCAUCUAAGAGCCGAGAGAGAGCCUCACACCACCAAUCGAGCUCAGGUCAUUCCACAGAAGAGCUGGACGAGGAAGAAUGUUCAAGUCCUGAAAAAUAAGUCUCAUCAUUCCCCAAAAGACUAGUCACAUGAGCAGCAGAUGAUCGUGUAUUUGAGAUUCACUGUGUAGUAUCUGAUGAUGAUGAUGAUGAUGAUGAAUCUUCAGAGGAUGUAAUGUUGUGGACUUUUGAGAUUGAUUUUUUUAAACCAUAUUCUGUAUUUAAAAAAGGAGUAUCUUAAGUAAUCAGUAAUUUCCCACCCUACUUUUUCCUCUCUCUCCCCCCAACAUGAAUUAGUAUUCAGAAUAUCAAACAGUAUUAUGUGUAUUUAGUUGCAUAACUGAAAACCUUUAAAAGGAUUUAACAUUCUGUAUGGCUUUUCUUACCAGGUUUUCAAGAAAAGCUGAACUCAAAACUGUCAUUUUAGUCUUGCUUGAUCACAUCAUACACUAUACAUGAGCAUCAGUCUCUCAACGGAUACACUACCGUUCAAAAGUUUGGGGUCACCCAGACAAUUUUGUGUUUUCCAUGAAAAGUCACACUUUUAUUUACCACCAUAAGUUGUAAAAUGAAUAGAAAAUAUAGUCGAGACAUUUUUCUGGCCAUUUUGAGCAUUUAAUCGACCCCACAAAUGUGAUGCUCCAGAAACUCAAUCUGCUCAAAGGAAGGUCAGUUUUAUAGCUUCUCUAAAGAGCUCAACUGUUUUCAGCUGUGCUAACAUGAUUGUACAAGGGUUUUCUAAUCAUCCAUUAGCCUUCUAAGGCAAUGAGCAAACACAUUGUACCAUUAGAACACUGGAGUGAUAGUUGCUGGAAAUAGGCCUCUAUACACCUAUGGAGAUAUUGCACCAAAAACCAGACAUUUGCAGCUAGAAUAGUCAUUUACCACAUUAGCAAUGUAUAGAGUGUAUUUCUGAUUAGUUUAAAGUGAUCUUCAUUGAAAAGAACAGUGCUUUUCUUUCAAAAAUAAGGAAAUUUCAAAGUGACCCCAAACUUUUGAACGGUAGUGUACAGUGUACAUUUCUUGGUUUUCUGCGAUCUUUGAUCUCUUCUAAGCUUUCUGGAGGGGUUUUUAUUUUAUUUUAUACACUGUCACCGUGCAUGUACAGGCUUUCAAAAAUAAUAUUAACCAGUAUCAGGUCAUGUUUUACCUCCACUUCCUCCACACCAGCUACCAUCAAGUACAGUUCCACCAGUUUCAUUUCACUAGUUUGAUUCACCAAUGGACUGUUGGGUUUUAGAGGAGAACGCCACACUCAAACACAAUAAAUAUGUUCAUCUAGAAA